AUGCACUUCAACGUCCGCUCCCAGGCUCACCGCCUCGCGGCGCGCAUGAACCCCGACGACCUCGCGGACAUCCAGGCUCAGGCUUCCAAGGACUCCGCCCUCGCUGCCGGCCAGACGGCGAGCGCCCCCAAGGACGACUCGAACAAGUACCCGACCGCUGUUCGUCCCUCCACGACGGCCGCCGCCACGACCCCCGCUGCCCAGCCCACCACCAGCAAGGCUGCCGUCCCCAACUCGGCCGAGACCAAGCCCAAGGACACGGCCGUGCCCUCUUCGGACGAGAAGAAGCCGACUGCCAACGUCGCCGCGCCCCCCGCCGCGCAGACCAGCAGCAAGGCCGCCCCGUCGUCCGACUCGCCCUCUUCGGCUGAACCGUCGACUGAUGAGAAGGAGAACACCCCCUCGACCGAGGACAAGGCCACGCCCAGCCGUUCUCCGGUCAGCACCCCUUCCGAGGAUGUGGAGGCUGAGUCUCCUUCUCCUUCCGCGACCCGUGCCACGAGCGCUGACCGUAAGCUUUCUAGCUCUUCUCUGACCGCCUCGCCAUCCACCUCGGCGAGCGCCAAGUCCUUCAAGCCCAUUGCGGCGUCGUCCGCCGCGGCCACGGAGGCGGCCCAGUCGUCCGGCAUGUCUGGCGGCGCCGUUGCUGGUAUCGUUAUCGCUGUUCUGCUCGGUGUUGCUGCUGUCGCCAUUAUCGCCGGCUGGUACCUGCGCCAGAAGAAGCGCCAGGAGCGCCAGGUCAACAACCCUUGGGGCCGCAUGAACAACUCGUCGGACGACAACAUUACGCCCUUCCCGGCCUACACCGAGAAGCCCGACGACUACUAUGGCGACAACGACGCGCCCGUUAUCGGCAGCAACCGUGCUCUUGCGCUCGCGCGCCAGAAUGCGUUCUACGCUGAUGGCACGCCCCGCCCCGACUCGACGGCCAUGAACCCCAACUUUGCUGGCUACGGCGCUGGACGCUCUUACGGCCCCUACCCCACCGCUCAGCCCGGCACGCCCCACUCGCACCACCUCUCGGAGCAGCAGGGCCCGUACCAGGACAACCCGUUCCACGACCAGUAUCAGUACCAGGACGACGCGCAGCUUGUGCAGCUCCACGACCACUCUGGCCCGCGCCAGCUCGUCGGACCCGGCCAGGCUUACGGAGCCGGCGGUGUCCCUGUUCCUGUCCCCGCUCCAGUUCCGCUUGGCCGCCCCGAGGCUCCCCAGACCUAUGACGACAUUGCCGCCGCCGAGGCCUACGCCGACGACCGCUAUGCCGAUGACCACCUCCCUGCUCAGCACUCUGCUGCGGCUGUCAUGCCCGCUGCCGUUGCUACUGGUGUCGCCGCUGGCGCUGCUGCCCACCACGGCCAGCACCAGCAGCAGCAGCAGCCGGAGCAGGCCCGUCUCAUCGACACUGGUUCGUCUGACGAGCACCACAUGCCCGACCCGACCCCCCUGCCUCAGCUCCGCCCGAUGUCGCCGCUCAUGCCCCUCGUCGACGUUGACCAGCAGUCGUCCGCGCACGGCCACGGCCAGCCUUCGAACCUCGCCACCGCGGCUCCCGUGAACGCGCACCACAGCUCGCCCUCUUCGGACGAGAUGGACCGGAUGUACAACGAGGUGGCCAACUACGCUGGUGUUCCCCAGCCCUCGGCCGAGCAGGGCGUGCAGGAGGCGACCCGCCUCCCGCCCCAGCCGUACGUGCACGGCCAGCCUCUGACGCCGCUCGCCGAGCUCCCCACGCCGAAGAGCGAGACCGCCUCCCUCGCCCCGGCAGUCACGGGCCCGGUCCAGGCCGCCCCGCCCGCGACCCGCGCGCUCCCCACUCCGCCCACGCAGGCGCAGGCGCCUGCCCCCGCCGCUGCUGCUCCCCCCGCCAAGGCGGACGAGGAGGACGCCUACGGCGGUAUCUAG
Messenger RNA from Trichosporon asahii var. asahii CBS 2479, 1905 nucleotides. RefSeq lists its product as uncharacterized. The coding region runs from base 1 to 1905 and encodes 634 amino acids. Lineage: Eukaryota; Fungi; Basidiomycota; Tremellomycetes; Trichosporonales; Trichosporonaceae. The transcript has 2 exons. The record is from RefSeq and is a predicted model, not a curated record.